This is a messenger RNA of Ochotona curzoniae (black-lipped pika), 2476 nucleotides long. It is a transcript of the gene URM1, whose product is annotated as ubiquitin related modifier 1. The transcript has 5 exons. Gene Ontology annotation, cellular component: cytoplasm; nucleus. Gene Ontology annotation, molecular function: protein tag activity. The coding region runs from base 56 to 397 and encodes 113 amino acids. The record is from RefSeq and is a predicted model, not a curated record. Lineage: Eukaryota; Metazoa; Chordata; Mammalia; Lagomorpha; Ochotonidae. Gene Ontology annotation, biological process: protein urmylation; tRNA thio-modification.
GGAAGGCGGCCGGAAGUGAGCGGGCGAGCCGGAAGCGGAGGGGAGUUUCCUCAAGAUGGCAGCGCCCUUGUCAGUGGAAGUGGAGUUCGGCGGCGGCGCCGAGCUCCUGUUUGACGGUGUGAAGAAGCACCAGGUGACCCUGCCUGGCCGGGAAGAGCCCUGUGUAACAACAGUGUGUCCUGCGCCUUCCUCUGCAGGGGACAUCCGGAACCUCCUGGUCUGGAUCAAGAAGAACUUACUGAAAGAGCGGCCAGAGUUGUUCAUCCAGGGAGACAGCGUGCGACCGGGAAUCCUGGUGCUGAUUAACGAUGCCGACUGGGAGCUGCUGGGCGAGCUGGACUACCAGCUGCAGGACCAGGACAGCGUCCUCUUCAUCUCUACACUGCAUGGCGGCUGAGCACCAGUUUCUGAGCCCUGGCACCCUUGGCAGAGGAGCGAGGUGGGAGCAGGCAGACGUCCCUGUGGGCCCUGCUUCCACUUCUCCCCAGCUCCCUGGGCUGCCGCCCCUGCUCUCUCCCCUGAGCUCCCUCCAGGCAGGAAAAAGAGGCCAGGUGCUAAAAAUGGGCCUUUUGCAGGCACAUCAGCCAGAGAAGGCAGGCAGGCACUGGGCCAGCCGCUGGGGUGGGGGAAGUGUCCCUGUGUCAUGUCAGAAGUGUAAGGGCCCCAUGGCCAGGUGACCCAGAUGCCUCCCCAACUCCCAGGCUCUGUCUGCACACCAAGGAACGCCCACACAGCACUAUGGCUCCUGGGCCAGGGAAGAUGAACAGGCCUGGGUGGCUGAUGGGAGGCCCCUCCCUUCUCAAAAAGGGGAGGAGCCUUCUUCACCUCAGUUUCCUCAUCUGGACAACCAAGGACUCUGCCUGUCCCCCACUGACAUCAUUAUGGAACCCCAGCUGGGGUCCCCUAUUCAGUGCUUACCCCACCCAGCCAGCAGCUGCUGUCCUAGUCAUACCCCUCCUCCUGUCCCUCCCACCCCCAGCCCUUGACCCUGGCUGGCCUCUCCACCACACACAGGCCACCAGAUGGGCUCCUGAGAGCCUCCCCAGGCCCCCUACAGCUCCUUCUGCUGCAGAUUGAAAGGGGGAGGGGCCCUAACCUUGGCCUGGCUGGAGGGGGGAAGAGUUCAUUGUACCUCAGCUUCCCCGCGCCAGCAGCUGAUACUUAGAGCAUCAGAAACCAGGAGCUACUUGAUGGCACUAUGUGGACUGGAUCUUCCCUGUCACAUGUCCCACAGAGAGCGGGCCUCCGCAAGCAGCACCUGGUAGGCGGAGUGCUUUGCCCCUCCUCCCUCCAUCCCUUCUGGAAGUCUUGGGGCCUCAGUGCCUUCAAACAGCUGGCCUUGGCAAAUAAAGGACCAAGUUGUUUACUACUAGCCUUGCUUGGGGCGUCAUCCUUGGGACUCUGCCACACCCAUCACCCUCUGUCCUAGUCUGUGUGCCCAAAGCUCUCCCAGCUUCCCUUCACCCACCCGGGAUGGGUCUGUAAGGGGAUGGGAUGUAAGACAGUCUGGAAAGGCUGCCCAAGGGAGGAGGGUGUAAUCCUGGGCCUGUUGACCCACCUGGGUCCCAGGAUCUGUACCCACCCAACUGUGCAAGAACAGACUUUGUCCCCCACCAGCUGCAGCCAUAGCUGUACAACCCAGGAUGGGGUUGGCAUAGAGGAUCCUGCCAAGCUCUUCUUUCUGCCCUGUGACCUAGAGGAAAGUGGUCUGUUUGCCAGUUGGAGACCUCAGAAAAAAAUUGGGAUGCUAACAUCCUCCCAUCCCAGGUACUGCCCUUCACCAAGAGGCUCACCGUGGAGGAGGAAGGCUGGGUGGGGGCUGGGGUGAGGGGAGCAUGCCAUUCUGAGCUUUUCUCCAGCCCUAGCAUGCAGGUGCCCUCUGGGCAUGUGUGUGAGUGGGGGCAGCAUUGGGAGGGUUGCGGGAGGGACUGGUCUAGGUGCAGCCUAAGGCCAGCCCCAGCUUCCAUUGCUGUCUAGACAGGCUGUGUGACCAACCCUAGGUGCUGCCUGACCCACGUUAGGAAGCAGGACAAGGGACUUGACCCCUGCAGGCUCCCUUCCAAGAGGGUGGCCUGUCUCUUUGGCCUCCAGUCCCCUGAGCUGUGGGAGCUGCACAUCAUCCCAGCCAGGGUCCCAGCUCCUGAAGCCUGGGUAUAAGGGCCCCUUGUCCUGCCUGCAAGGAUCAGGGUGACGGGUGAUGGGUACAGGGCAUCCCUUCUCCUGCUGCACCCCAGCCAAUUCUGGGGCAUGGAGCAGGAACACACGGCGGGAAAACCCUGCCCUCCCCGGAGUGGAGAUGAGAGCUCUGCCGUUGAAAUCGGUCAGAGCCAAGGCACUCUGGGAUAUUUGGGGUCAUUUUUAGCACCAAGCCAGAGAAGUCAGCCCCAGCAACUCCCAGCCAUACCCCUCCCAAGCAACUCCUGAGCCUUACUGUGGAAGAAAUAAAUCAAUAAAUAAACCCCACCAUGUCCGAUGA